Molecule: messenger RNA, 2449 nt
Organism: Aureococcus anophagefferens
Lineage: Eukaryota; Pelagophyceae; Pelagomonadales; Pelagomonadaceae
Exons: 1
Coding region: 1-2436 (811 amino acids)
Biological process (GO): protein deubiquitination
Cellular component (GO): nucleus; cytosol
Molecular function (GO): cysteine-type endopeptidase activity; cysteine-type deubiquitinase activity
Source: RefSeq, a predicted model, not a curated record
AUGGAGCCCAUGGAGGUCGACGACCCCGGCGGCGCCGGAGCGACGACGAACGCCCUCAAGGCGCUCCUCGCGGUGCUCGCGGCGCAGCGGGACCCGCGCGUCCUGCGCGGCGCCGUGGCGCGCCUCGGCCCGGCCGACGCACUCGUCGCGCUCGAGGCCGCGCUCGAGGCGCUCGACCGGGGACAGCGCGACGCGGGCCUCCGGCUCCUCGCGUGCGCGCGGGGGCGCCUGGAAAAGUCGUCGCCGGCCGUCGCCGCGACCUUCGCGCGCUUCCUGGCGCGGCCCGGCGACGCCGUCGUCGGCGCGGCCGUCGCGCGCGCGUUCUUUCCCAACGUCGCCGCGCCGGGCGCACCGCCCGUCCUCGACUGCGCCGACGGCGCCGAGCGGGCCCUCGAGUGGCUGGCGCGCGCCCACGACGAGCGGGCGGGCCUGGCGCGCCUCGUCGCCGACUUUGGCGCCGCGUGCUGCGGGGAGGACGUAUGCCGCGUCGGCGCGGCGCUCGACUGGGUGUUGUGUCGCCUGUCGUCGCCUCGAUCCGUCGCGGACCCGCCGUCGCCGCGCGUCGGCCUGCUGGUCGGGGCGCUGCCCCUCCUGAGCGACGCCGACGGCGAGGCCGUGGGUUUGCGUUUGAUGCGGCGCCUCGUCGGCCCGGCGCGCGUCGACGACGAGGGCCUGUUCCGCGCCGCGCGGGCGAUGGCGCGCUGGCCCGCGGGGCCGGCGAACCCGACGGCGCCCUGGGUCGCGGCGCUCGCGACGGUCGUCGCGACGUCGGGCCGGACGCGCGCCCUCGACGGGUUCGUGCUCGCGUGCUGCUUGGGCGCGUCGUGCCGCGCGCGGAACCUCGCGCGGCGGCCGGACGAGGGCGCGGAGCGGGACCUGCUCGGCGGCCUCGACCUCGUGGAGACGCUGCUCGCGGCGCGGGGCACGCCCGCGACGGCCGUCGCCGUGCUGCCGCACCUGCGGUGCGUGCUCAAGGCCGCGCGGACGCCGCGGCGGGCGCUCGCGCGGACCGAGAAAUUGUUGCGGGCCAUCCUCGCGUCCUUCCCGGGCAUCCGCAAGGACCACCACGACUUCUUCCGGUUCCUGCGGCCCGACGCGGCGAAGGACGGCGCCGCGGCGGCGGCCGCGGCGGCCGCGCGCGGCGCCGCGCCGCCGCCGAAGCGGCCGCCGGGCCGGCCGCCGGGGCUGCGGAACCUCGGCAACUCGUGCUACGUCAACGCGUGCCUCCGGGCGCUCCACGCGACGGCGGCCCUGCGGCGGUUGCUGCUCUGCGGCCCGCCGGCGCGCGACGAGGCGGUCGCGGCGCCCGCGCUGACGCCGUCGAAGCGGCCGCUCGACGCGCUUCCGAGGGUCACGCCGCGGCUCCGGGAGGCGCUGGCGCUCCUCGAGGGCAGCGACCGGCCCGGCCUAGCGCUACGGAGCCUCCGGGGCUCGUUCCGGGCGCCCUACGACGGCGCGGACCAGCAGGACGCCGCGGAGUUCCUGCACUACGUCCUCGACGCGCUCGAAGACGAGGCGGAUCUCGGCGGGCCCGCGGUCGUCGGCGACGCGGCGAAGCGCGCGGCGGCGGCGCGCGAGCUCGACGCGGUCUUCGGGGGCGUGCUGGAGACGUCCAUCGAGUGCGAGCGGUGCGGCGCGGUGUCGACGACGCGGCACGGCGUCUGCGGGAAACUCGACGUCUGCGUGCCCGACGACGGCGCGCCGCGGAAGAACGAGGUCGGCUGCGCGCCCCGGGAGCCGGCGGCGAAGCCCGCGUCGCUCCAGGACCUCGUGCGCGACCAGUACCUCGCGGAGGAGGUGUUGGAGGGCGACGCCGCGUACGCGUGCGACGCGUGCGCCGCCAAGGUCCGCGCGACGCGGACGCGCCGCUUCGACGCGAUGCCCGCGCACCUCGUCGUCUCCCUGGGGCGCUUCCGCUACGACGCGGCGACGAACCGGCGGCGUAAAGUGGCGACGCCCGUCGACGCGCCGCGCGUGCUCCGGCUGCCCGCGGACGGGCGCGACGUCGCCUACGCGCUCUACGCGGUCGUCGUCCACGCGGGCGCGUCGCCGCACCACGGCCACUACUACGCCUACGCGACGGAUUCCGACGUGGCCGCGUCGGAGCGGCCGCCGGCCUGGUCCCUGUUCGACGACAUGGACGUGCGGCCCGUGGACGCGGCCGCGCCGUCGACGCCGCGGUCCGCGGCCGCGUCGCCCUACGUGCUCUUCUACGCGCGGAUCGGCGGCGGCUGCCCGCGGGCGGGGGGCGCGCCGGCGUGGCGCGCGGGGCUCCGGGCCUUCGUCGACGCGGACAACGCGGCCUACGGCCGCGGCGACGGCGACGAGCCGGGGCCCGCGCCCCGGGGGCCGCCGCCGCCGCCGCGCGGCGGCGCGGGCGGCGCCGAGCCCUUCGCGGGGGGCGGCGCGCUCGGGGGGCACUGGGGCGUGAGCUAACUUUUUGACCGGU